AUGUCGUUCUCUAUUGAGUACGCGAAGAGCGCACGCUCGAAAUGUGUGCAUUGCAAGAUGGCGAUCGAUAAGGACUCUAUCCGCAUCGGAAUCCUCGAACCCAGUUCUAAAUUUGACGGCGAGUACUACACGUGGCACCAUACGUCGUGCUUCUUCGACAAGCGCAAGGACGUGCACGACCCCAACUCCAUCAAGAACUUCUCCCUCCUGCGGCCGACGGACCAGCCCAAGAUCAAGAAAUUCCUGGAUAAGAACAAGCCGGCCCCGGCGGCUGCGGCUGCAGGUGGCGACGCCGGCGGCGAAGGUGAAAAGGGGGGCGAUUCGGGCGCAGCGGCCGCAGGCGCGUCGGGCAGCGGCGACUUCAAGAUCGAAUACGCCAAGAGCAGCCGGGCCAAAUGCGUGCACUGCAAGACCAACAUCGAGAAGGACACCAUUCGCAUCGGCAUCCUCGAGCCUUCCUCCAAGUUCGACGGCGAGUACUACACGUGGCACCACGCGUCGUGCUUCUUCGACAAGCGCAAGGACGUCAAGUCGUCGGCGUCGCUCAAGGGCUUCGAUCUCCUGCGCCCGGCCGACCAGCCCAAGAUCAAGCGGUUCACCGGCGAGGGCGAUUCGUCGGCAGUCAAGCGCAAGGCCGAUGACGAAGCCGCCGGCGAGAGCAGUGCGUCGACGACGACCGAGUCUGAUGAGCCGCCCAAGAAGAAGGCCAAGGUCGUGGUCAAGAAGAAAAAGAAGGCGCCGACGAUCGACCCGGACAACAUGAAGGUGGACGAGCUCAAGGCCGAGCUGCGCAGGCGCGAGCUCGACACGCGGGGCCGGAAGGCCGACCUCCAGGAGCGCCUCAGGGAGGCCCUCGCCGAGGCGGGCGAAGACGGCGGCGAGGAUGGGGAAGAGGAGGAGGAGGAGGUCGACGAAGAGGAAGAGGAGGAAGAGGAAGAGGGAGGCGAUGACUACGUCACCAAGCUGUGGGAGCUGAAGGACAAAAUCAUCGACCGGCUCUCCACCAACGAAAUGAAGCAGGUCCUCCAGAAAAACGAGCAGUACGACAAGGGUGGAGCGCAGGACUUGGCCCACCGCAUUGCCGAGGGCGUGCUCAAGGGCGCCAUCCCCACGUGCCCCAAGUGCGAGAAGGGCGUGUUGUCGUACGAGGACGGCGCCUACCUCUGCCGGCACAAGGCCACCGAGUGGAGCAGCUGCACGUUCACGGCCAAGGACGACGAGGUCGACCGUCUCCCCUGGAAGAACCCCAAGUGGUGGGCCGGGAAGAUGAAGGACGACAGCAAGAAGCGCAAGGCCGCCACCAAGGGCACCAAGCGUGGCGCUGCGUCCGAGGCCAAGAGCCAGACGUCGUCCAAGCGGAGGAAGGUCGAGUCCGAGGAGGAGGAGGAGCCCUCGGGUCCCGUGUUCGAGGGCGUCAAAUUCGUGCUGCUCGGCGAGCUGUCCAAGCCCCACGACGACUGGACCAAGGUCAUCAAGGAGCACGGCGGCUCUGUCCUCGAUAAGCUCAAUACGGGCGUCCGCUUCAUCGUGGCCUCCCGUGACGGCAUCUCCAAGAACCAGGACGUCAUCAAGAAGGCCAUCGAGAAGCAGGUCCCCGUGCUCAACGAGGACUUCCUGCACGACUCCCUCACGGCGAAGAAGAUGGAGGACCAGAGCCUCUACCGUCAGCCGCUUAGCGAGAUCGAGCGAGGCGAGGAGAAGAAGGAGGAGACCAAGGACACCGCCGCCACGAGCGCGACCGCCACCACGACCGACACCAAGGCCGAGAAGUCGAAGGAGGAGCAGUUCAAGGAGUCCGGGCGGAUGAAGGUGGUGCGCAAGGGUCGGGCCGCUAUCGACGCCUUCUGCGACAAGGCCGAGUUUGUGCACGUACUGGAGCAGGGCGACACCAUCUACAACGCCAUGCUCAACUACUCGGACAUCAGCGCGGGUCCUCGUGGCCGCAACGGUUUCUACUGCCUUCAGCUGUUGGAGCACGACCGCCUGCCCCAGUGGUACGUCUACCGCAGGUGGGGCCGAGUUGGCACGUCGGGCUCCAACACCUGCCACGACUACGAGGACCGCUCCGACGCCAUUGAAAAAUUCAAGGAAUUGUACUACGAAAAGUCGGGCAACAACUGGGACGAGCGUCACGCGUUUGAAAAGAAACCGGGCAAGUUCUACCCCAUCGAUUUGGACUACGGCACCGAGCAGAAGGACGUUGAGCUCAUCGACGUCUCCAAGUCCACCGGUUCCACGCUCGACCCUCGCGUGCAGCAAUUGAUCUCGAUCAUGUUCGACAUUGAGAUGAUGAAGAACACCCUCAUCGAGCUCGAGAUCGACGUCAAGAAGAUGCCCCUCGGCAAGUUGACGAAGCGCAACAUCCAGAACGGCUUCGAGGUGCUCAACGAGAUCCAGGCCGUGCUGGACAGCGGCGAGAAGAACCAGGAGGCCCGGCUGCUCGACCUCACCAACAAGUUCUUCACCAUCAUCCCGCAGGACUUUGGCGAGGAGAGGCCACAGCCCAUCGACAACCUGGAGACGCUCAAGAAGAAGGUCGACAUGCUGGAGGCGCUGCAGGACAUCGAGAUCGCCACCUCGCUGCUGCAGGGCGACAGCGCGUCCGGCUCCGCGCUGGAUGACUGCUACAAGAAGCUCAACACCGCCAUGUCGCCGCUCGACAAGAGCUCCGAUGAGUACAAGACGCUCAAGGAGUAUUGCGAGAAGGGCCACGACACCAAGUACUUCCGCGAUUUCACGCUCGAGGUGGAGGACAUUUUCGCGGUGAAGAGGGUGGGCGCCGACGAGCUCUUCGCGCCGUGGAAGGACAAUACCAACCGCCAGCUCCUGUGGCACGGUUCUCGGCUUUCGAACUUCGGUGGUAUCCUUUCGCAGGGUCUCCGUAUCGCGCCGCCCGAGGCCCCCAAGUCCGGUUAUCGCUUCGGCAAAGGAAUUUACUUUGCCGACUGUGUCUCCAAGUCGGCCUCGUACUGUCGCACGUCCAAGGAGGCCCCCACGGGUAUCAUGCUGCUGAACGAGGUCGCGCUGGGCCGUAUGUGCGAGCUGCUCGACGACAAGUACAUGGAGAAGCCCCAGCCGGGCACCGAUUCGACCAAGGCCCUCGGCGCCACCGCGCCCGACCCCAAUCAGGACAUCUUCUGGAAUGGAGUGAAGAUCCCGCGGGGUGCGCCCAAACACACGGGCAUCCGGUCGUCGUGCUCCCACAACGAAUUCAUCGUGUACGACGUGGCCCAGGUGCACAUCAAGUACCUCCUCAAGAUCAAGUUCAACCACAAGUGGUGA
Messenger RNA from Acanthamoeba castellanii str. Neff, 3282 nucleotides. Its product is annotated as Poly(ADPribose) polymerase catalytic domain containing protein. Lineage: Eukaryota; Discosea; Longamoebia; Acanthamoebidae. The coding region runs from base 1 to 3282 and encodes 1093 amino acids. The transcript has 24 exons. Gene Ontology annotation, molecular function: NAD+ poly-ADP-ribosyltransferase activity; DNA binding; zinc ion binding. The record is from RefSeq and is a predicted model, not a curated record.